CAAAUCCGAUUCCAGCAAGUUGCAGGUUCCAGGUUCCAGUUUCCAGCCUUCCAGGUUCCCGUACCCCGCACAGUCACAGCCACACGAUGUCGCUGCAAACGAAAAGGCAGCACUGCUACUUGUGCGACCUGCCCCGCAUGCCCUGGGCGAUGAUCAACGACUUCUCGGAGGCAGUGUGCCGCGGCUGCGUCAAUUACGAGGGCGCCGAUCGCAUCGAGGCGGUGCUGGACGCCGCCCGCCAAAUGAAGCGUCUCCAUCCCGCCAGCAAACAGCAGCGUUCGCACGAGAACGGCGAAGUCUCCGCUGCCGCCGCCGCAGCGGCCGUCCUCCAGCAGCAGCAGCAGCAGCAACAACAGUUACAAGUGGGCCCCGUUCCGGGACCAGGACCCGGUUCCCAUCGCAGUGGCGGGGGCGGCGGGGGUAAUCCCCCCGGAGGCGGCGGUCCAGGACCAUCGGUCACUGGCGGACCGCUCGGCUCGCUGGGCAACGCGGUGGCCGUCGCUGCCGCCGCCGCCGCUGCCGUUCAUCACCACCAUCCGAUGCCCUACCAAAUGCCCGUGCCGCGCAUCGGUCCGCCCCUCGACUAUCCCGUCAAGCUGGAGGACGCACCCGGCGGCGGCGUGCGACCCGUUCGCAUCUCCCACAUGACGCCCCAUCACCUGCCGCCGAAUGCAACGCGCGGCGGCGGAGGCGGAGGCGGCGGACCUGGAAGCGGCGUGCCCACGGCGGGCAGCGGUGGUCCGGGCAGCAAUCUACCGCCCGCCCUGUCCGUCAACCUUAAGCGACCGCCCAGCGAGGACGUCGACGUGGAUGUCAGCCAGCAGCAGCAGCAGCAACAGCAGUCGGCCCAUGGCCUGCCGCCAGAUGGCGCUGGCGCCUCGGCCGUUGUGGGCGGCGGCGGCGGUGGGCCGCCCGGCAUCAAGCGCAGCGCCAUGGACGAUCCAACGGGCGGAGGCGGCCGACCGCCGUUGACGCGAGGCGAAUCCCUGCCCGCAGCGGUCAGCUAUGUGCCCGAGCGGCAGCUGAGCGGUCUGAGGGAUAAACAACAGCCCGUGAGAGCGCCCAGUUUUGAUGCCUCGACCUUCAAAGCAGAGCACAUGUCCCCGGCCAGUCGACGCAAUGGAUCGAGCCCGCCCUCGGGACCGCUGCCCCCGCGCAGCGUACACUCGCCGAACAGCUCGGGUUCCUCGUCGGGACGUCGUUCAUCCGGAUCCCGUCACGUGUCCAGCACCACCGUCACCAGCUCCGAGGUGGGCGGCUCGAAUCCGGGCCAGGCGGUGGUGGCCGGCGGCCUUGGAGGCGGUGGUGGAGGAGGACCCGGCUCCAAUGCCGCCAGCGGACCCCUGAGCGGGCCGAACGGCGGCAGUGGACAGCUAAGCUGCAGCAGCGGCGGACCGGGCGGCAGCGCCAGCUCCGGAGGCAAUGGAGCCUUAGGUCCCGCCUCGAUGGCACCCAAUUCGGUGGCCGGCGAUGGGAGUCCAGCAGGCGGCAGCGGACCAUCCGGCAGCAAUGGCAGCGGCGGAGCCGUGAAUCCCGGUCCCGGCAGCAGUGGCAGUCAAGGCGGCGGAGGCGGCACACCGCUGGCCAGCGGCGGCGGAUCGGCGGGCAGCGGCGGUCUAGGCGGAGCUCCUGGCAGCAGUGCCGCCUCGAAUUCGGCAGCGGCAGCAGCUGCGGCGGCUGCCCAGAAUGCCACGCUCAAGUGCACCCUGUGCCAGGAGCGUUUGGAGGACACGCACUUCGUGCAAUGCCCCUCCGUGAACCACCACAAGUUCUGCUUUCCCUGCAGUCGCGAGAGCAUCAAACGACAGAAUGGCCUGGGCAACGAGGUGUACUGUCCCAGCGGCGAUCGCUGUCCGCUAGCCAACUCGGUGAUUCCGUGGGCCUUCAUGCAGGGCGAGAUCACCACCAUUCUGGGCGAGGAGGUCAAGGUGAAGAAGGAGCGCGAGUCUUAAUGUCCAUUUUACUGUAAGAAGCUGCGCAGGGCUUUGGAGCGUUUUUGAGAGGCGAAAGGCGAAAACUCCCCGGAUAAUAUAAUAUAAUAUAAUAUCUGGCAUCCAACGCUCGACACUACUCUCUGUUGAGUCACUGGAGCAACGGAUUUUUUUUGGCCACGGCGGCGGCAUCUUAGCAGCAGCAGACAUGAAUAUAACAAUGCUCUGUCUUUUGUCCAUGACGACCGACCAAACAACAACAACAGCAACAGCAAGAGAAAACCACAAUUUUGUAGGCGUAAGCAACAAAAACAAACUAAAUAUGAAAUCACUUAAAUGAAAAAUGCAAUUUGUUACCAGCAAAAAGAGUUUAACACCAAAACGCUCGCAAAUGAGAGAUGAAAAUGUAAGCGAAAGCGUUGAAACACAUUUUUGUAGUUGGAGAAUUUGUCCAAAAACACCAACCAACCAACACGAAACUUCUACAAAAAUUGCAUACGUAGCCAAGUGAGAAAGUGAAAGAUUUUCGAACCGAAAAAGAGGGAGAAACUUGAAAUAUUUCUUAAUAACAAAAGCAGUAAACUAAAAUCAACCUAAUUGUAGAAUGCAGAAGCAAGCGGCAGAUCACAAAGGAAUAUACACUUGCUGGCAUUAGAUAUAAAAUCCUUUUUUUUAAUACGAUUAUACAUAAAAACCUAUAUAUUAUACGAUAAAUAUUAAUUCUGUUAUGUAGGCGAGCGAUUAUUUCAUAAGUUACAUUUAGUUUGUACUAAUUAAUUAAUUUAUUUCUAUACAUGUUGCCUAAUUUACAAUCUACAUUUUACCCUCCUUCCCUCACAUUUUUACGUCUUACGUUUUUUUUUUAAAUAUUAUUUUUAUUUUUAUAAAUACCUUUUAUUCUUUUUUUUUUUUUGUAAUUUUAACUAAUUUAAAAGAACUUAAUGAAAAAAGCGAAUGGAAAAGAAAGAGAGAAAAACAGUUAUUAUGCUAAAGAAUUGUACAUACGUAUGCAUACCACAUAAUCGGAAUAUAAAUAUAUACAUAUAUUUAAUAAUAUAGAAAUAUAUUUGAUGUUGAACACAAAAUUGGCGGCAAAAAAAGAAACUGGCCACUGGCAACACUCCAAAAAAACUCGGAGUUGCAGUGGAAUUUUAAACAGACUUUUAAACCACAGCGAAUCCCAUUCGCUCACUGAAAAUUUUAGCAAUAUUUUUUGUGUUUUUGAACGAGGGAGCACAAGCUCAUAGUCAAAUGGGCGACACUCCGCUUGGGUAUCAGAUUGGCAAAUGUUUUUUAGCUAUAUAUAUUUAGGGUGCAUAUAUAGCCGAUGUCGCUGGGCAAGAACUGCUGAAAGGCUGAAACAAAAACAUGAAACACACACCGGACCAACCAAUCGACAAAAAAGCACAACAAAUCUCGAUAUCGGUUUGAAAAUUUGCCAGCAAUACAUCUUUUUGCAAGCGUCCAAAAUCGACGCGAUUUGGGACUGCCAAUUGUCCUUUUUGCAGUUCCCAACUCAAAACUAAUUUAUAAAUACGGUCUCCCAAAGGGUUUUUACUAGGCACGAAAGGAAAUCCGAAUGGAGGGCGAGUAUUAAAAUAAAGGGGGAUUAAGUCAAGCGAAUCAGUCAUCAAAUACAAUUUAUGUAUGCAAAAAAAAGGAAAAUACAACACAUAUAUUCAAAUAGAGGCACAUUGAGCCAGGCGUAAAUCUUGCUAUUUACUUGGACGUUUAAAAGUUCGAUAAAUGAAUCUCGUAGAUUUUAUUUAAAUCUAUUCAACGUAAUUAUUUCAUUGGUUGUAGUUCCCAAACAUAUUCCUUACCAUUCAGUAGAACAAUUAAAUCUGUAUUUGCUUUUAAAGAAUUCGAUUUUCUGAUCAGAAAACAAUUGGUAAAUGCUAUCGAUAGCAAAAUUUUCGAUUGGCGAUAAUCGAUGGCACAAAGAUUGCACAAAAACGAAAGAAGCGGGAAAGUAAGUGAAAACGUGAAC
Messenger RNA from Drosophila takahashii, 3921 nucleotides. RefSeq names its product Protein interacting with Ttk69 and Sin3A (gene Pits). Gene Ontology annotation, molecular function: transcription corepressor activity. The record is from RefSeq and is a predicted model, not a curated record. Gene Ontology annotation, cellular component: nucleus. Gene Ontology annotation, biological process: regulation of transcription by RNA polymerase II. NCBI's taxonomy places the organism in Eukaryota, Metazoa, Arthropoda, Insecta, Diptera, Drosophilidae.